ACACGAAGCCCGUUACCUUCACUCUCCAGGCCCAGUUCCUACAUUCUCUCUCUCGCGCUCUCUUCUCUCUCUGCAACGUUCUCUCGCGCUCGCGCUCUCUGUUUCUUCUUCGCUUUCUCUCUGCAAACCCUAAAACCCAAAAGCAUCGCCAUUGAAUUGCCUACCGAGCUGGAACCGGGGGGAGAGUUUAGCAAACCUAUCGUAUAAUUAUUCGGUAAUCGGAUUCCGACAACCUCAGCGGGCGGUAAAGAGAAGAAGAGAUACUUACUUCUGCGACUAAUUGGCGCCACAUUUUUUGCUGUGGCAAACCCUAAAUUGUCUUGAUCGGAGCGGCGAGCUAGCUAAUGUUCAAUCCUGCGUUGCAUGAGCAUCGCAUUGUCGAAGAUAGGUCGUGCAGGAGAUGAGAUAUCAUCAAACUGCUAGCAGGAGACGCGGAGAAGUGUUAGUAGUAGAAGAGGCAGAGGUGGGAAGUGAGGAUGAGUAGGCUGUCCUUCCGGCCGCGUCCGCUUGACAUUCACAAGAAGCUCCCUAUUGUGAAAUCGGUUAAGGAUUUUGAAGAAGAUGAUUCAACUCCCAGUUCUACGCGCAAUUCUCAGCUGCUCCGGGUUGCUUCUGCUGACUUCGAGAAUGAGGCGCAUCAGCCCCACGUUCCUACCAAGAAAUUAGCUUCUGAAAUACCCACACCCCAAUUUGAUGCUGUUGAUACUUAUGAACGAGACUAUCAGCGAACCUUCGCUCAGCCCAAUUCUUACAUUCGAGCAAGGGGAGCUCGAGCUGAGAUUGGAGAAUUUGUUGAAUAUGAUAUCGAUAAUGAAGAUGAGGAUUGGCUUCAAGAGUUCAACAAAGACAGGAAGAACCUUUCUCCUGAAAAGUUCGAAGUACUCCUAUUCAAGUUGGAGGUGUUAGAUCAUAAAGCUCGGGAAAGAGCUGGAGUUAUAACACCAACCCUUGGUUCCCCGAUCCCUGUACUUCUACAACUAGAUGCUGCUAUUGAGGCACUGCAAGCUCAGUCUGUCAGAGAUGUGGUUCUCCAGUCGGUUUAUAAUUACUGGAAAGAAAAGCGUGAAAGAUGGCAAAAGCCUGUUUUACGCCGACUGCAGCCUCCUCCCCCAGUGAAUGACACAAACCCAUACAAUGUCUUCAGGCCACGUGAGAAAGCACACAGGCUGCAUACAAGAAGGAUGCAGAGGAGGGAAAAUAAUGUACAAUCAUUUGAAAAGCUUCGCCAGGUCAGGCGCAAUCUUGAGCAAGCCAAGACUAUACUCGAGGCUCUGAUUAAGAGGGAAGAGAAGAAAAGAGAAGUGAUUGAGAGUGAAGUCGGUCUCCAGAGGAUCCAAAUCAAGUACAAGCACGAGACGGAGCUACUUGAAGAUAGCUUGGCUCUUCAUGGAUUACAACCCAUCUCUAAGUUUGCAUCAAGCGAAGAUGAAAUUCUAGAUUCAGACGACUUCGUGAACAGUCGUCCACGUACGCGUCCUCCCCUUCCCCUGCCCCCCAUGACAACAGAUUCCAGCAACAUGGUCAACUUCCCACCAGCAGCAACCAUGAAGCAAGAGCUACGCCGGCGGCAUGCAAUCGAUGGAUGGCUCCACAAAAUGGAUCCAAAUGAACCGGUAUUGUUGUUCACGAAGCCUCUCGUACCUGACAAAUUGGCAUCGGCUGGGAUAGUACCGCCAGCAGAUCCAUCGUCGAGGAACGGUGGGUCAGCAGUGACAUACAGAUUUCGAGGAAGAAUUGGGCGAGGUGGGCGAAUCGUAUUUGAUAGAUGGAACCCACUUGCUCAAUCGCCAAUUGAUCUCGGUAAUACCUUAUACAUAGCCCCUCGACCCCGCCCCUCGACUUACAAUUAAUUUCUUGAAUCUCAAAUUCUUCUCCCACAAAUUGUUGUGCGGCGGAUCUGCGAAUCCCUCGGGUCAUGAGAGUGCAGGGUUGGCUGUGGUAAUCUGUAAUUGAUGUGUAGGCGGGCAAAAAAUGCCGUGCCAGGGGUUAGACACUCUCGCUCACACUAGUAGAUGUAAGUAGCACCCUCACUUCGAUCUCUAUCCUUGUUAUGUAACCGUAUCCAUCUCUUUGUCUCUCAAUGUGAGUUAGUAUUGCCUAUUCUAGGAGCUUAUAGUACUGCCUAUUCAAUGUCGGUUAACCGAUAACCAAUUAUCGAUACACUGCGCCUCGUAGAGGAGAAACCCAGCCAGCCUGCUUGCCCUCCUUCCAGAGUUUUUUGCGAAUAAUACCGACUUUCAAUUUGCCAUUUUCAUCUACUACAUUGUCCCAAUUUCAUCA
This is a messenger RNA of Linum tenue, 2280 nucleotides long. NCBI's taxonomy places the organism in Eukaryota, Viridiplantae, Streptophyta, Magnoliopsida, Malpighiales, Linaceae. The record is from the annotation of a GenBank genome assembly.